Molecule: messenger RNA, 2204 nt
Organism: Nicotiana attenuata
Lineage: Eukaryota; Viridiplantae; Streptophyta; Magnoliopsida; Solanales; Solanaceae
Product: DELLA protein GAI1-like
Exons: 1
Coding region: 259-2004 (581 amino acids)
Biological process (GO): regulation of reactive oxygen species metabolic process; regulation of DNA-templated transcription; regulation of seed dormancy process
Cellular component (GO): nucleus
Molecular function (GO): sequence-specific DNA binding; DNA-binding transcription factor activity
Source: RefSeq, a predicted model, not a curated record
GGAACGGGUUAAAAUUGUGUGGGUCCAGACAGAACCAGCACCUGUACCGCCCCCGCCAUUCGUAGUCUCUAUACAUCUCUCUCUCUCCUAAAAACAUCUUUCUUAUCUCUGGAAAGAAAAAGAAAAAGAAAAAGAAAAAAAGAAACCACACCAUAAGUCCAUAAUCAUAUACAUGUAGCAGAAAUCCCAUCAAUUUCUGAGUCCACAGAAUUCAGCUAUUUUCCUUAGCUCAAAAGAUAAAAGAAAAGAAAAAAAAAAAUGAAGAGAGACCAAACGAUGCCGUAUGAGCAACUGGAAGAUUCAUUUUCAGGUGGUUGUAGCUCCGCCGCGGGUGGCGGCGGUUGUUCCGGAAAAGGAAAGAUGUGGGAGGAAGAUGGAGGAGUUGAUGAUGAGCUGCUUGCUGUUUUGGGUUACAAAGUGAAGGCAUCAGACAUGGCUGAAGUAGCUCAGAAACUUGAACAACUUGAGGAAGUUAUGGGUAGUGUUGAACAAGAAAAUCUUUCAUUUCUUGCUUCUGAAACUGUUCAUUAUAACCCCUCAGAUCUCUCAUCUUGGCUUGAAUCUAUGAUCUCUGAGCUCAAUCCACCAGAGCCUUUUUCCAAUUCAUCUUCCUCCUUCACAACAAAUCAAGUUUAUGAGGAUUCCUCCUCCUUCGAUUCAGAUCUAACAGCUAUUCCAGGUAAAGCCGUUUUUCCCCAAAUGGAAAAUCCAGCUCAUGAACUGCAGGUGCAGCAGCCACAGAGCAAACGAUUCAAACCCACUACAACAACAGAGUUAUCGCCUUCGUCCUCUUCAAGCAUCUCCGUGGGGGGUGGUAUGUGGAGAAGUUUUCAGAGCGAGUCAGUUUCCACACGGCCGGUGGUGAUUGUUGACUCGCAAGACAACGGCGUUCGGCUCGUCCAUACAUUAAUGGCAUGUGCAGAAGCAAUUCAACAGGAGAAGAUGAAAUUAGCUGAAGCUCUAUUGAAGCAAAUUGGAUUCUUAGCUGUGUCACAAGCUGGGGCGAUGCGAAAAGUCGCGACGUAUUUUGCUGAAGCUCUGGCAAGGAAAGUUUACAGAUUGUACCCUUCAAACCCUAAUGAUCCUGCCUUCACCGACCUUCUACAGAUGCACUUUUACGAGACUUGCCCUUACCUUAAAUUCGCGCAUUUCACUGCAAAUCAAGCCAUUCUUGAAGCUUUUGCAAACAAGAACAAAGUCCAUGUGAUUGAUUUCAGUAUGAAACAAGGUAUGCAAUGGCCUGCUCUGUUACAAGCCUUAGCGUUAAGGCCAGGUGGUGCACCGACUUUCAGAUUAACUGGAAUUGGUCCGCCAUCACAAGAUAACACAGACCAUUUGCAACAAGUUGGUUGGAAAUUAGCUCAAUUGGCAGAAUCAAUCAAUGUUGAAUUCGAAUUUAGGGGCUUUGUUGCCAACACUUUAGCUGAUCUUGAUGCGUCCAUGUUCGAUAUCCGUGAAGGCGAAACUGUUGCAGUGAAUUCCAUGUUCGAAUUGCAUCCGUUGCUAGCUAGGCCUGGAGGCAUAGAGAAGGUGUUGUCAUUUGUAAAGGACUUGAAACCUGAGAUUUUCACUAUCGUCGAGCAAGAAGCUAAUCACAAUGGACCGGUUUUCAUGGACCGGUUCACCGAGUCAUUGCAUUAUUACUCAACCCUUUUUGACUCGUUGGAGGGUUGCGGCGGUGGUGGCGAAUUAGGGCCGGUGAGUGACCAAGAUAAGUUGAUGUCAGAGGUGUAUCUAGGGCGGCAAAUCUGCAAUUUGGUGUCCUGUGAGGGUGUAGACCGAGUUGAGAGGCACGAGACAUUGACUCAGUGGAGAACCCGGUUUAACUCGGCCGGUUUCGAGCCGGUUCAUUUAGGUUCUAAUGCAUUUAAACAAGCUAGUAUGUUACUAGCUCUGUUUGCUGGUGGUGGUGGAUACAGGGUGGAAGAAAAUAAUGGUUGUUUGAUGUUGGGUUGGCAUACAAGGCCCCUAAUUGCUACCUCUGCUUGGAAACUCAGUAGUUAACUCACCGAGUUGCUUAGAUGGUUAACUCGGUUUUGGCCUUUCUUGUUCCUUUUUUUUUCUUUUUUUACAAAUUUUUAGCAACUUUCUUUUAAUCUUCUCUUUUACUAGGUCUUGAGAUCUGUUUUAUUAAAUAUAUUUUGGUUUUUGGUAAUCUUGUAAUUUUCAUGAUGAAUCUAAACUGUUCAAUGUGUAUUUACAUA